Messenger RNA from Bufo bufo (common toad), 4011 nucleotides. RefSeq names its product poly(ADP-ribose) polymerase family member 15 (gene PARP15). Gene Ontology annotation, molecular function: NAD+ poly-ADP-ribosyltransferase activity; transcription corepressor activity. Gene Ontology annotation, cellular component: cytoplasm; nucleus. Gene Ontology annotation, biological process: negative regulation of gene expression. The record is from RefSeq and is a predicted model, not a curated record. Lineage: Eukaryota; Metazoa; Chordata; Amphibia; Anura; Bufonidae.
GUGAAAGAUUCACAGACUCCGACCUCUACCUCUGAACACCCACCAUGGGGGACAGCCGCUACCUAUACCCUGUGGCCCUGAGGUGGGACGAGGGCCCCGAAGCCCUGAAACAAGUGAAAAACAAACUGCUGCUGCAUUUCCAGAAAAGGAAACUGUCUAAUGGAGGAGAAUGUGAGAUCCGAGAUCUGGACUGCAGCCGGGGGCACCUCCUGAUCUACUUCAGAGAUGAGGGGGUUCGAGAUCGAGUUCUCCAGAAAAAGCCGCAGGAGCUGAAGCUACAAGACGGACGCGCGUUACUGCUGGACCUCCGCUCGCCGGAGGAGCUAGACACACAAUCCGAGCCCCCGAGCGGAGCCCCCACUGCGGUUUGUAAAGUGGAAGAGCAGCAGCGGGAUGAGCCAGUGACUGUGAAUCCCGGACAUGAUGAGGGGACGAGGCCGAGGUCAUCAUAUGUCCUGAUCGAGAACGUCCAGGACUCCUGCUCUCCAGAGAAGCUGAACCUCCUGGUGGGAAGCAUCAGUGACGUCCCCGACUUCUACGUGGAGAUGAUCCCAGAGCGCUGCUUGGCCGUCGUCACCUUCACCUGUGACAUUGAUGUCGAGGCUUUCAAUGAAAAAUUCUCCAACCACCACAUCACGAAGCAGUACAACAUGAGAGCGACUGCUCUGGAGGACACCAGCUUCGCUGCCUGUGGAUAUCCGGUGGAGACCUGCACAGAAUGCAUUGUGACCGCCAUCCAGCAGCACAUGGAAAGUCAAGAAGGCAGCGGCUCCAUCAGAUACAUCCACCUGGUGGACAGCGAGGACCGCAUCGUCCAGGCUUUCAUCCAGUCCCUGAGGGACGAGUAUGAAGAGAAAAAUAUGAAGUUCACCUCAAAACAAGAAGUGAAAAAACUGAAAGCACAAAAGAGCAAGAAUGACGGCGGCGCUGCGGACAAAUACAAUAGGCAAAUGGUGACGACCAGGGAAGGGCUGAAAAUCAGGAUCAUCCAAGGGAAUAUUCAAGACGCCACCAGCGAUGUGAUUGUGAACAGUGUGGGUAAAGAGCUGGAUCUGAGGUCCGGAGCCGUGUCCAGCGCAAUAUUCAGGAAGGCCGGGGCCAGACUACAGGACCUACUCAACACAGAGAAGCCGCAAUCUGCAGUGACGGACGGCUGCGUGUUCAUCACGGACGGCUGCGGCCUGCCCUGCCACUUCGUCCUACAUGCUGUGGUUCCCCGGUGGGACGAGGGACAAGGAUCUUCUGAGCAGAUUUUAAGGAAGAUUGUGAAUGAUUGUCUGAGCGCCUCCGAAGAGAAACGCGCGCAUUCCAUAUCGUUCCCCGCAAUGGGAACCGGAAUCCUGGGAUUUCCCAAAAACACUGUCGCUGCCAUAAUGUACGAUGAAAGCCUGAACUUCAGCAGCAAAGGAGACGUCCAGCAUCUGAAGGAGGUGACCUUCAUGCUGCACCCGAGCGACACAGAAACCAUCAAGGCGUUUUCUACUGAACUUGAAAAAAAGACCAAAGAUCCCACAAGUCAGAAGAAGUCAGAGAAAUCUCACGGUUUGUUCGGGCCGGUGACCUCCCGAUCCGCAGGAGUUACUGAAAUGAAGAUAGGACCCGUUACUUAUCAGGUGAAGACGGGAGACAUAACCAAGGAGGACGCUGACAUCAUAGUCAACUCAACCAACAACACAUUCAAUUUGAAAUCAGGUGUCUCCAAGAAGAUCCUGGAGGAGGCUGGGAAGGAUGUGGAGGAUGAGUGUGCUCAGCUUGGAGCAGCUCCGUCAAGACCUUCCUUUGUGGUCACCAAGGGCGGGAAGCUUCGCUGCCGGAAUAUCAUCCACAUCGCCGCAAUCACGAAUCCAGCAAACUUAAAGAAAAAAGUGACUGAAGCGCUGGCAGAGAGCGAGCGCCUCCAAGCCGCGUCUGUUGCCUUCCCAGCCCUGGGCACAGGCGUAGGAGGAUUAUCCGCCACCGUGGUCGCUGAUGUCAUGGUGGACGCAGUGGUGGAUUUUGUGUCCUCUAAAUCGGCUAAAUCUGUGCAGACAGUGAAGGUGGUGGUUUUCCAGCCGCCCAUGUUAGAUGACUUCCGCACUAGUCUGAAGAAGAAGGAGCACAAACCGUGGUUUUUCUCAUGGCUCAUUCAUCGCAUAUUCGGCUCUGCGAGUGACGAGAUGGACGAGGAGGAGGACAAAGUGUUUGAGCUACGGGAGAACAUAGAGCCGGCGAUAUUCCACCUGUGCGCGGGGACUAAGAAAGACGUGACAGACGCAUCCACCUGGCUGCGGGAUCUUAUACUGAAGAAACAGAACCAGAACGAGAUCACCGAUGACUGGAUCCUGGAGCUCGGUGACGAGGAUAAGCAGGAGAUAGCGGCACUUCAGAAGACUCUGCAGGUUACUGUUCACAUCGACCUGCCGAGCACCACAAUCAAAGUGUCAGGAUUAUCCAGAGACGUCCUAGAGAUGACCAAGAAUAUCCAGCUCAUGCUGAAGAAGGUGCGGGAGAAGAAGACCAAGGAGCGGGAGGCCGAGCUCUGCAGUAACCUGGUGGAGUGGAGAUAUCACGACGGCACCAACUUUGUUCUGUUUGAUCGAAUGGCAAACCUGGAGCUGGAAAAGGCCAAGAGCACAAUCACACAAAGUCUGAAGAUCGACGUGUCCGGAGUGACCUACACCGUGAUAUUAGAGCUGGACUGCAUGCGGGACCCCAGAGGAAAGGAGACCAAGAUUGAGAGGGUUCCUAAACACGGACAUAUUCUGGAACUUCCCACAUCCUGGGACUCCAUGGAGAAGACUCAGCUGAAGGUGGUGCCCGUGGCUGCGUCCUCCCAGGAAUACGGCGACGUUCAUGCCCAGUUUGCAAAGACCUGCCAGAUGAAAGUGGUCAAGAUUGAAAGGAUCCAGAACUUACAUCUGUACCAGAACUAUCAGAUCAAGAAGCAGAGCAUCGACACCAAGAACGGCUCCGCGCAGAACGAGAGGCAACUCUUCCACGGGACGGACGAAAAUACCGUGAAAAGUGUGAACAGCAAUGGAUUCAACCGCGGCUACUCUGGGUCAAAUGUAGGUGCAGUGCUUGGAAAUGGGACGUAUUUUGCAGUGGAAGCAAAUUACUCAGCACAUGACAACUACUCCAAACCAAAUGCAAAUGGCCUUAAAUACAUGUACCUGACCCGGGUUCUGACAGGAGUGAGCUGUGCAGGACAAAAGGGGUGUAUCGCUCCUCCAGCCAAGAACCCAGCAAACCCCACCGACCUCUACGACAGUGUCACUGACAACCCGGCUAAUCCCCAAAUCUUUGUCAUAUUUAAUGACGUGCAGGCGUACCCCGAGUAUCUCAUCACCUUCUCUAAGUAAAGCCCCAGUGCAGCUCAGAUAUACACAUGGUGUCAGGCCUGGGCCCCCCAGGGAUGUUUCACUAUGGGGGAAGGUCACAGGUGACUUGUGAGUUUAUUCACCAUAGGGAAACAUUAAAGUCGCGCAAGGUUCAGAGUAACUCUGUGCAGUCACUGCAGAGUCUUAGGUUACCGGCCUCCAACUCGGCCAUUUCUGAUGCCAUUGACGUCUACCCCGGUCUAACCAGCCAUUAGAUGACAUGGCGCCAACAAGAACCAUCCUGGGUGGAUCGACAACUCUCCCGCUACUCACAAGUAUGGGCAACCAGAGGAGUCUGGCUCCAGCGGUGACCAACCCUACACCCAGAAGCAGCCCUUCCACAGACUCCAGCUUUACCGCCAGCCAUGCCAAUGUGUACCACACCCUCCAUGGUGCUGCCUGGUCCCCACUGUGGUGGUGCUCAGCAUCUCUCUGCUAUAUAUUGCUCUAGGGCUUACACCAGUCAUCGGGGCUCCGAUGGCCAUGAAUACACCACCCUGGUUAUGACAACGAGUCAGCGUGUCUAGAAGAUUACAACCUGAAGUGAUGUUCAAGACAAGAUGGCAGAGAUCACUGCCUAACUUCAUGUCUCACUUAUUUCCUAUUUUAUGUAUGCUGGGCAACAUGGCCGAAAAAUAAAAUCUCAUUUUUU